Messenger RNA from Plasmodium yoelii, 891 nucleotides. RefSeq names its product PIR protein. The record is from RefSeq and is a predicted model, not a curated record. Bases 1 to 891 code for a protein of 296 amino acids. The transcript is spliced from 3 exons. NCBI's taxonomy places the organism in Eukaryota, Apicomplexa, Aconoidasida, Haemosporida, Plasmodiidae.
AUGGAUAAAAAUUUGUGUAAAAAGUUCCAGGAUGUAAGGAACUCGCUUCCUGAUUAUUUACACACUAAUGGAAGCUAUAAAUUUAGCGAUGCUGAGUUUUUAAAUAAAUAUUGUUAUUGUAAUAAAUGUAAUAGUGAUUACGAUAUACUAUAUGCUGGAUUUUUAUAUUUUUUUAAUGAAUUCUUUGGGAAUCUUAAUUCGUUUAAUAACCAAAAUAAAAACAACGAUAUUGUUGAUUACAUUAUUAUAUGGUUAAGUUAUAUGUUAAACCUGGGAAAAAAUCAAGACCAGAACGUUAUAAAGAAUUUUUAUAAUAAUUACAUUAAUAGCAGUCAUAAGUAUAACAAGGGAACAAAUGAUGUUAGUGAUUAUGAGAGUUAUAAGGAUAUUAUAGAAAAAAAAAAUGAUUUAUUGUAUAUGGAUAGUAAUAAUGUAUCUAAAUUUUAUGAAGCAUUUAAAUUAUUAUGUGAAAUGUAUACUCAAUUUGAUGAUGACAAUAAAAAUUGCAAGAAUUAUUUGGGAGAUAAUAAUGAUUUUUUAAAAAAAACUCAAGAACUUAAGCAAGAUACUAGUAUUACUGGAAAUAAUUCAUAUAAUCAACUAUUGUCAACUUUAUCAACUGAUUAUAAUAAUUUAAAAGAUAAAUGUAACGAUACUUUAUCCUCUUCAUCGAAAGAAACAAAUCAAAUUCCUGCAAAAGGUUCUGAAGAAGCUUCUGUACAAAUUUCGGAUUUCACAUCAUCAAGUUCGUCGAUAGUAAGCAAAUUAAUUCCAGUUUUAUUGAUAUUUGCUACAAUACCAAUUUUCUUGGGAAUUGCUUAUAAGUAUUCGUUAUUUGGAUUUCGGAAACAAUCUCAAAAACAACAUUUAAGAAAAAAUUUAAAAAAAUAA